Molecule: messenger RNA, 1452 nt
Organism: Lolium rigidum
Lineage: Eukaryota; Viridiplantae; Streptophyta; Magnoliopsida; Poales; Poaceae
Product: nuclear receptor coactivator 7-like
Exons: 8
Coding region: 35-1126 (363 amino acids)
Source: RefSeq, a predicted model, not a curated record
UCAGCGGCGUGCGCGCGCCAGGAAUAGGCGGAGGAUGGGGUACCUGCCGUCGCUGGGCAGCAAGGCGGCGCACUUCGUCUCCGACCUCACCACCGUCAUCCUCAACCCCGUCUCCGAGCGCGAGCCCUCCUCGCACCUCCCCGAGGCAGAGGAAGAGGAAGAAAAUUCAGAGGAUGAGCAAGAUUCUGAGCAAAACUCUGAUAUUCCUGAUGGCCCUGAUACAUCUUCCUUUAGAGCAUUCAUGAUCUCAUUUUUGUCGCCGUCUAGCUCUUUUAACGCUUCAAUGGAGAUAAUUCCUGAGCAGAGCGAAGAUAUUGGAUACCCAACCUUAACACCGGUCGGAAAGGCAAGCAAGGGGAAGUCAGGCCUGAUAAGCAGAGGGAAGCAUUCCAUUGGAAAAAUCAUUAACAAGGCAGCUAGGAUGAGCGGCUUUAAGCAAAGUGCAGAGCCUAAAAUUGGCAGAGAGGUGGCAACUCAUGCUGAACCGGUUGCACCUGUAUUGGAGCUCGAAGAACCAAAGGAAGUUAGUUCCUUGAACAAUUUGCCAGUCAUGUCAGAGCCAUCUGUCCUUUUGUCAGAGAUGAUGCGAUCCAUUCUUUAUUCCUCUCUUCCUAUUCUCUCUCAAGGAAGGAGCUGGGUUUUGCUAUACAGCACAUGGAGGCAUGGAAUAUCUUUAUCUACUUUAUAUAGAAGGAGUAAGCUGUGCCCUGGUUACUCACUCUUGGUAGUUGGAGACAAAAAAGGGGCAGUUUUUGGUGGUUUAGUUGAGGCUCCAUUACAGCCAUCCAGCACAAAGAAAUAUCAGGGGACCAAUAACUGCUUUGUUUUCACUAGUUUACACAGCAAUCCUGCUAUAUAUCGACCAACCGGUGCUAAUAAGUAUUUCACCGUGUGCUCUACUGACUAUUUGGCACUAGGAGGUGGCAGUCAUUUUGCACUUUAUCUAGACUCAGACCUUUUGAGUGGUUCAAGUUCAAAUUCAGAGACAUUUGACAACCAGUGUUUAUCGCAUUCCGCGGACUUUGCGGUUAAAGAAGUUGAGCUGUGGGGCUUUGUCUAUCCUUCCAAGUAUGAAGAGAUGCUCACACUGUGCCGUACUGAGAAGCCGGGGAUCUGCCGAUUUUGAGCUACCGGAUCAGUGUGUGUUAUGUCUGUACAGUUUUUAGUAGGCGUUGCCAUAAUUUUAGUGUGCAAGACCCAUUUAGGAGUAACUGGGAAGUGAUAGCUUGUCUUAUUGAGGUCUGUAAAUUCUGUAAUUUUCUUGUUAUGCCAGUUGCCAGACUUACUGAACUACUUUGAUUGCUAUCUUGGUAUCAUCACUGCUACAGAGUUACAGUAGGCAAGUGCCCUGUGAAUUCUUCAUAAAAAUGGGACUGAUUCACAGGAAUGUAUGUGCAAGAUAGAUUAUUGCACAAUGCAGUAAAGAAUAUAUUACGAUGUGUUUGAAGCAAA